Molecule: messenger RNA, 2228 nt
Organism: Triplophysa rosa
Lineage: Eukaryota; Metazoa; Chordata; Actinopteri; Cypriniformes; Nemacheilidae
Gene: zrsr2
Product: zinc finger (CCCH type), RNA-binding motif and serine/arginine rich 2
Exons: 11
Coding region: 104-2053 (649 amino acids)
Biological process (GO): mRNA splicing, via spliceosome
Cellular component (GO): U2AF complex; spliceosomal complex
Molecular function (GO): pre-mRNA 3'-splice site binding; metal ion binding
Source: RefSeq, a predicted model, not a curated record
ACAAGUGCGACGUCAUCGUUAUGCGAUCCCAUAUGCGUGUAUUUCGUUGACUUGACACAACUGAAAGCUUUUGCUGUUGUCAAUGUGUAAAUAAUGAUCUAAAAUGACAGAUAAUGAUUCUUGUUCAUCGCAGGCAGAUCCUGCAGGGUCGCUGGACUCAGAACUGACGACAGAGAAUCGAUCAGACGAGCCUAAAACUGCUCCUGUCGUACUUAGUCAAAAACAAAGAAGAGCUCUUCUCAAGCGAGAGAGGAGGAAAAGAAAGCGCCAAGCUCUUGCUCAAACAAGAGGAACGGAUCUGUCACAGAAUGAAGACAACCAAACUGGAGAAGAGGAAGACGAGAAGAUCGGGGAGGAGCAGGGGGAAAGGUUACAUCAGGAAUGGUUGGAGAGAGAGAGAAUCGCACAGGAAGAAUUCAGGCUGAAAAGAGAGAAAGAGGAGGCGGCACAAAAAAGAAAGGAGGAAGAAGAGAAGAGGAUUCGAGAGGAAUGGGAGGAGCAUCAGAGGAAAGACAAAGAAGAGCAAGAGCAGAAGGAUCAGGAGAGGAAAGAAAGAGAGGAAGCUGUUCAGAAAAUGCUGGAUCAAGCAGAGAUGCAGCUGGAAAAUGGUGGUCCUUGGAAAAACCCUGAUGCCCCGAAGGAUUAUGGAACUGAGAAGGAUAAAGCGAACUGUCCUUUCUUUCUUAAAACGGGUGCUUGUAGGUUUGGAGACCGUUGCUCCAGAAAACACGAGCACCAGUCAUCCAGCACCACCCUGAUGGUGAGGGGGAUGUUUGUGACGUUUGGGAUGGAGCAGAUCAGACGUGAUGACUAUGACACUGAUGCCAGUCUGGAGUACAGUGAGGAGGAGGUCCAUCAGCAGUUCCUGGAAUUCUUUGAAGACGUUCUACCAGAGUUCAGGAAUGCAGGGAGGGUGGUGCAGUUCAAGGUGAGCUGCAACUUUGAGCUUCACCUGAGAGGAAACGUUUACGUUCAGUAUGACACAGAGGAGCAAUGUAAAGAAGCUUUCAUGAUGUUUAAUGGUCGUUGGUAUGCUGGAAGACAACUGCGAUGUGAAUUCUCUCCUGUAACUAGAUGGAAGACGGCUAUAUGUGGACUAUUUGACAGACAGAAAUGCCCAAAAGGGAAACAUUGCAACUUCCUCCACGUGUUCCGAAACCCAGGCAAUGAAUUCUGGGAAGCAGACCGGGAUCUUCAUAUGUCCCCUGACAGGGGUGGCGGUGGCUUUUCAAGUCGACACUUUGGAAGCAGAGAUGGAAUGUGGUCCCAGAGAGGGAAUAGCCCUGACCGAUCUCAGCGCAGAAGGACAGAUCGAAGGAGCCACAGCCGUGAGAGGUUUAAUUAUAGCAAGAGGCGGAGUCGCAGCCGGGAGAGGCGGAGUCGCAGCCGGGAGAGGCGGAGUCGCAGCCGGGAGGGGCGCAAUCACAGCCGGGAGAGGCGGAGUCGCAGCAGAGAAAGAUACAACCAAAACAGGAAAAGGCAGAGCCACAGUAGAACCAGAGAGAGAAGGAUGUCACAGCAAUCAUUAUUAAAACGACAGAGGUCUGAAAGAGAACAAUCCAAACGGAGCAGGAGCCGAUCCCAAAGCAAAGACAAAGAAUGUACCUUAGCAGAAAAGAGGACAAAAUCAGACAGUCCAGAGAUUGUGUCCAAAAACGGAUCCGUGAAAAGUCACCGUCACCAUAGGAAAAGCAAAAGCCCAGAGAACACCGAAACAGACAGAACUAUCGCUCCACACCGCCAUAAGCACUCUAAAAAGAGCAAGAAAAAGAGCAAAAAGAAACACAAAAGGAAGAAGAGUAAAUCCCGCAGCCCGAGCUCUUCUGCAGGGUCUGAUCCGGAAGACCCUGGAAAUGAGGAGCGUGAUGUGACUCCAUCAGAAAAAGUGGAAGUGAGCACAGAGGCUCCUGCUGUGGCAUCUAGCACAUGUUCACCAGAAGACACAGCAGAGAUCCAGACUUUAGAGCAGUGUCAGCGAGAAGAUGAAAUUCAUGUUGUGCUUUUAGACUCUGUUAACUCUCAAAUCUCCCAACAAUCUGGAUCGAUUACAUAAAAAAACUCUGCUACUGUUUUCAUAGAGCAGCUGCUGUUUUAUUUUUAAUUUGUAUUACAAAAUGCCCACUUUUCCUAGUGCUGUCAUGGUUUUUGGUGAAUGUAUUGUCUAUACAUUUGUUAUUAAAUGACUGUUUACUGAAGACAUGAAGUGUUCAUGAGUGCUGGAAUGACAU